GUGGGAACAGCGCACGCGCGUCUCUUGAAGACGCAACUGUCGUUUGUCGUUCGUGGCCCUCAGUUGUGUCCCGAGACUGGAACACUGCGACGUGGCUCCAGGAGCUUGGGGAGCAGUCAGUCCCUUUUUGGUCCCUUCCAGUGACGGAGGGGAGCUGUUAGCUUCCCCAGCAGCUGCAGAGCAGCGAGGGUGGCCCAUGGACAUGCCAGAGGGCCAGGCAGGUGGCCCCACUGCAAAAAUGUACCUCUGGGACCAGGCAGAGGACAGGAGCCUGGGGACACCGCUCAGCUUAGAGGAGCAAAUACUCAACUCCACGUUUGAAGCUUGUGACCCCCAGAGAACAGGCACUGUGGCUGUGACCCAUCUACUAGCCUACCUGGAGGCCGUGACUGGACGGGGUCCCCAGGAUGCUCGCCUCCAAACACUGGCCUGCAGCCUGGACCCCAAUGGGGAGGGCCCUCAGGCCACCGUGGACUUGGACACCUUCCUGGUGGUCAUGCGGGACUGGAUCACUGCCUGUCAGCUGGAUGGGGGAUCAGAGCUGGAAGAGGAGGCGGCCUUCGGGGGAGCCCUGGCCUCCCAGCAGCUGCCAUCUGGAUGCCCAGAAGUUGAGGAUCCGGCCAAUCUGGAGAGCUUUGGAGGCGAAGACCCCAGACCUGAGUUGCCCGCCACGGCCGACCUGCUGAGCAGCCUGGAGGACUUGGAGCUCAGCAACCGCCGGCUGGCUGGGGAGAAUGCCAAACUGCAGCGCAGCGUGGAGACAGCCGAGGAGGGGUCUGCUCGCCUCGGGGAGGAGAUCUCAGCCCUGCGUAAGCAGCUCCGCAGUACCCAGCAGGCUCUGCAGUUUGCCAGGGGCGUGGAUGAGGAGCUGGAGGACCUGAAGACUCUUGCCAAGAGCCUGGAGGAACAGAACCGCAGCCUUCUGGCCCAGGCCCGGUACACGGAGAAGGAGCAGCAGCGUCUGGUGGCCGAGAUGGAGACUCUGCAGAAAGAGAAUGAGAAGCUCCUGGCCGAGCGGGAUGGAGUGAAGAGGAGGAGUGAGGAGCUGGCCUCGGAGAAGGACAUCUUGAAGCGGCAGCUCUACGAGUGUGAACACCUCAUCUGCCAGCGAGAUGCAAUCCUCUCUGAGCGCACUCGCCACGCGGAGAGCCUGACCAAGACCUUGGAGGAGUACAGAGCCACAACCCAGGAACUGAGGCUGGAAAUCUCCCACCUGGAGGAGCAGCUGAGUCAGACCCAGGAGGGGCUGGAUGAGCUAUCCGAAGGAGCCCAGGUGAGGAGAGCAGACUGCACCAACCUAAUGCCACCGUCGCUGGGUGUGGAGAUCCAGGCCAUUCAGCAGAAACGAGAGGAGACAGCCGUCAAUCUCUCCAGCCCUCUGUGUGGAGUGUGGCCGUGGGAGGAGGUGGUCAGUGAGACGGAUGAGGAGGAUGAACUUCCUCCUGAAACCCCAGUUGAGGAGCAGGGAAACUUCCCGGGAGAGUCAGCGCACCCUCAGGAAGGAGGGGAGGAGCAAUUGACGUGGUUACCCAGAAGAGAGGAAGAGGACGGAGCGGAGAUCCAGGUCAUGGUGGACCUCCCUAUCCAUCCAGGAGACUCACACCCUGAAGACAUCCUCGGAAACCCUCCUGAGAGCAGCCCCUCAGAACCAGAGCUGCAGCAAGCCCUGGUGCCCGUGGUGAAGGAGCUGGUCCCAGUCAGGAGGCCGGUCUGGGGCCAGCUCUGCCCGUGCCCUCUGCGCCCCCGGCGGCUCAGGGUCACCCGGCUCCUCCUGGUCCCGGUGCCACUCCUGGGCCUGCUGUUGCUGCUGGUGCUCUCCGUCAUGCUGCUGAGCCAGUCCCCGCCCCCCACGUGGCCCCACCUCCAGCUCUGCUACCUCCAGCCUCCUCCAGUGUGAGCCAUGCCCCCACCCCUGCAGAGCAAUGUCUAGUUCGGUGACUUCCUGGGGCUCUUUCUACUGUUAUUCUCGUGGUUGUGCCACUGUGCCUUGGGAUUAUCCCGCUGUCAGGGACCCCAGAUACAGUGCUCCAGGAGCCACACCCCUGUAUUGGGUUUUUAUGUGAAGUUUCUUGGUUUUUUAAUGAUAGCAAAACACUAGGGGUUAUAGUUUCCUCACAAACCAAGUCUGAAGAAGGGCAGCUGUCAGCCCACAGCUCAGUCUCCACAGCAUUGGGGCAGAGUGCUGUAAUUCUCUCUACCUCUCUUGGCCCUUCCCUUGUGCUCAGGAGAUGACACUGUAGCUUCAUAAGUGAUGUCUGCAGGGAGAAGGGGACACAUCUCUUCCUUUUUAUAAAGAAAAGCAAUAGCCUUCCCAGAGCCAGCAGCAGACUCUACCUUGUUGGCCAGAACUGUUCGGCACGACCACUCCUCACUGCAAGGGCAGCUAGGAGACUCCUGGCAGAAAGAGGGAGAACAAGAUGUGGGCCAGGCAUGCCCACACACACACACAGAUGUCGCCAACAGCCAGCAGGAAAGGAUGUGCCAUUUGUUUCUUCAGCUAAUUCUUAGUGAUCAUCUAUUUGCCAUGGCUAGAUCUUAGAAGACAGUAAAACAGACCCUUCAAUGUCAGGCUGAAGUGUUGAGUUUUCUCCUGAGGAUGACAGGGGUUUGGGGGAUGUUUUGUUACUUGUUUUUGGUUA
Messenger RNA from Dama dama (fallow deer), 2639 nucleotides. It is a transcript of the gene KASH5, whose product is annotated as KASH domain containing 5. The record is from RefSeq and is a predicted model, not a curated record. Bases 197 to 1897 code for a protein of 566 amino acids. NCBI's taxonomy places the organism in Eukaryota, Metazoa, Chordata, Mammalia, Artiodactyla, Cervidae. The transcript has 20 exons. Gene Ontology annotation, cellular component: nuclear outer membrane; lateral element; chromosome, telomeric region. Gene Ontology annotation, biological process: telomere localization; spindle localization; spindle assembly. Gene Ontology annotation, molecular function: dynein complex binding.